Molecule: messenger RNA, 4491 nt
Organism: Nematolebias whitei (Rio pearlfish)
Lineage: Eukaryota; Metazoa; Chordata; Actinopteri; Cyprinodontiformes; Rivulidae
Product: receptor-type tyrosine-protein phosphatase F-like
Exons: 30
Coding region: 1-4485 (1494 amino acids)
Biological process (GO): peptidyl-tyrosine dephosphorylation
Molecular function (GO): protein binding; protein tyrosine phosphatase activity
Source: RefSeq, a predicted model, not a curated record
AUGGACCUGAGACCCUCCAGUGGACUGUCACCUAUCAUCCAAGGAGCUCUUUAUGUGCCGCUGCUGGUUGGGUUUAUUCUGCCAUCUCGCUCAGAGACCAUGCCCAGCUUUAUCCGGUCCCCGGAUGAUCAGACAGGGAUUUCUGGCGGAGUGAUCUCCUUCAUCUGUCAGGCUGUGGGUGAGCCCAGACCUCGCAUCACUUGGACCAAAAAGGGGAAGAAAGUCAGUUCUCAGCGCUUCGAGGUAAAGGAGUUUGAUGGCGGAUCUGGCUCUGUUCUGCGUAUCCAACCUUUGAGGACCAACCGGGAUGAAGCCAUUUAUGAAUGUAGAGCCACCAACAGCGCGGCAGAAAUCACUGCCACUGUCCAGCUGAAUAUCUUAGAGGAGGACCAGAUACCACAUGGGUUCCCUACCAUUGACAUGGGGCCCCAGCUGAAGGUUGUGGAAAGGACAACUACUGCCACAAUGUUAUGUGCAGCCAGUGGGAACCCUGACCCAGAGAUCUACUGGUUCAAAGAUAUGCUUCCUGUGGACACCAGCAGUAGCAAUGGGCGAAUCAAACAGCUGCGUUCAGGUGGUACACCAAUAAGAGGAGCUCUUCAAAUCGAGAACAGCAACAUGUCAGAUGAGGGCAAGUAUGAGUGUGUGGCGGUGAACAGCGCUGGGACUCGGUUUUCCAGUCCAGCUAACCUUUAUGUUCGAGAUCAGCGAGAAGUUCGCCGUGUGCCUCCUCGUUUCUCCAUCCCCCCCACCAGUCAGGAGGUGAUGCCUGGCGGCUCUGUUAACCUGACCUGUGUGGCAGUUGGCUCGCCAAUGCCCUUUGUAAAGUGGGUGAGUGGUGAAGUUGAGCUGUCCCAGGAGGACCACCUUCCUGUUGGCCGUAACAUCCUGGAGCUCACAAAUAUCCACCAAUCUUCUAACUACACAUGUGUGGCCAUAUCCGACCUGGGUAUCAUCGAUGCCACAGCACAGGUCUUUGUCAAAGGUGAGAAACAAGACUGGAUGCCAUCUCAGGGGUCCCUACAAACUAACUUUAUGAUGAUUAAACCAACAGAACCUAAAACCACCUUCAAAAAGGGCCGAGAUUCUGACAGACUGCAUCAUGUCACUUUCAGUGCAGCAGGUUCCUAUGCUGUUGAUGAUCUAAAGCCAGACACUCAGUACUCAUUUUCUCUAGCGGCCCGAUCUGCGAGAGGUUUGGGAGUUUUUACUCAGCCGGUUGAAGCCAGGACCACCCAGUCCAUGCUCGGAGCUCCUCCCAGGAAGGUGGCUGCAGUAGUCCUGAACUCUACAGCCAUCAAGGUCACCUGGAAGCCUCCUUUAUCAGUGAAGCAUCAUGGGGAAAUUGAAGGGUACCGUCUUAUCUGCUCAAGGUUGAAGAAUGGAAAACCUUAUGGCCAGCAGAUUGACAUGGAUAUUUCAGGCCUUGAAAACCAGCAUGCCAUUGUUUCUUCUCUGCUCCCUGAGACUUUGUACUCUGUGACCCUGGCUGCCUACACCACUAGGGGGGAUGGAGCCCCCAGCAAGGCCAGGGUGGUGAUGACCAAAGGACCUGUGCCUGGAAAGCCCAUUAUGAUGAUCAGUACAAUGACCGGCAACACCGCUUUGAUCCAGUGGCAGCCUCCCAAUGAAAUCGUGGGGGAGCAUGUUGGAUACCAGCUGCAGUACAAGAGAACCGAUGAGGAAACUUUCACUGUCAGAGACUUCAGAAAGGCUGACGAUCAUUUUACAGUCACUGGCCUCCAUAAAGGAGCCACUUAUAUCUUCAAACUGUCUGCUAAGAACCAAGUAGGCACAGGGGAGGAGUAUGAAAAGGAGAUAAGUACCCCUGAAGAUGUUCCCAGCAGCUAUCCUCAGAAUCUGAGCGUGAUAGGCCUAACUUCUACAUCCACCCAGCUGUCCUGGGAUCCCCCUCCUCUGGCCGAGAGGAACGGAAAGAUCCUUAAAUACGUAGUGAUUUAUCGAGAUAUUAACAGCCAGCACAACAACACGAACAGCACCUCAGAAACCCAGAUGACAGUCCAGGAUCUUCAGCCGGACACAACCUAUGACUUUAGAGUUCAAGCUUUCAACAGCAAAGGAGGAGGGCCUUCCAGUCCCAGCAUCCAGAGCAGGACUGUGUCCCCAUCCAUGUCAGUGUUUACCAAGAAUUUUGAUGUGAAAUUUGUAACAAAAUCGUCUGUCCUCCUGACGUGGGAGCUGUCAGAAACAGUCACAUCUGAGGUCCGUCUUAAGAUUUUGUAUGGUCAGCAGAGUGUGGAGGUUCAGGGCCACCUGAAAAAAAAGUUGAUCUCACAGCUCCAAUCAGACAUGGAAUAUUCCUUCAGAAUGAUGAGCCAAGAGAACGGUGCCGGAGGCCUCCAGCAGCAGGUUUCCAUCCGGACCGCUCCAGACCUGCUGUCUACAAAACCAACUCUAUACCAGCUCAAUCAGGAGGAAGAUAGAAUGACAGUCAUCCUGCCAGAAGUCCCGCCUGAAGCUCAUGUAAGGUGCUUCUACAUAGUGGUUGUUCCUGAAAGUCAGGUCUCCCUGAACAGAUGGGAAAACCCUGAAUACAUGGACCUACAGGAGAUUAGUGUAUUGUAUAUAUAUAUUUUUUGCAGCAAACAGGAGAGGAAACGAACAACUCCAGCUAAGGAUGAAUACACGUUAGGGAUGAAAGAUUCACUGAUGGCUCUCACUGCAGACCCUGUGGAGAUUAGGAGACUCAACUAUCACACACAAGGGAUGAAGGAACAUCCUCCUAUUUUUAUUUGUGACUUAGUGGACCACAUUGAGAGACUCAAGGCCAAUAAUGCUCUGGGCUUUUCACAGGAAUAUGAGUCUAUUGAUCCAGGACAGCAGUUCACCUGGGAGAACUCCAACCUGGAAGUCAACAAGCCUAAGAACCGCUAUGCAAACGUUAUUGCUUAUGACCACUCCAGGGUCAUCCUUACUCCUGUGGAUGGAGUUCCAGGUAGCACCUACAUUAAUGCUAACUACAUAGAUGGCUACAGGAAGCAAAACGCUUACAUCGCCACCCAAGGGCCUCUGCCAGAGACCCUCUGUGACUUCUGGAGGAUGGUGUGGGAGCAGAGGACCUCCACCAUCGUUAUGAUGACCUGUUUGGAGGAGAGAUCACGGAUUAAGUGUGAACAAUAUUGGCCCAGUCGAGGUACAGAGACAUAUGGAAUGAUUCAGGUGACUAUACUGGACACUGUGGAGCUGGCUACUUACGUCAUGAGAACAUUCACCUUCUACAAGAAUAGCUCUGGAGAGAAAAGAGAAGUCCGGCAGUUCCAGUUUCUGGCCUGGCCGGAUCACGGCGUGCCUGAGUUUCCCUCCACAACACUUGCCUUUCUUCACAAGGUCCAGGUCUGCAGUCCUCCAGAUGCUGGACCCAUUGUUGUCCACUGCAGCGCUGGUGUAGGCCGUUCGGGCUGCUUCAUUGUCAUAGACGCCAUGUUGGAGAGGCUGAAGCACGAGAAGUCAGUGGAUGUUUACGGUCAUGUGACAUGUAUGCGCGCUCAGAGAAACUACAUGGUCCAAACAGAGGAGCAGUACAUGUUCAUCCAUGAAGCCCUGCUGGAAGCUGCAACAUGUGGGAACACAGAGGUCACCACCCGCAACCUGUACGCCCACCUCCAGAACCUGAGCCAGAUCCCUCCUGGAGAACCACUCUCUGCCAUGGCACAGGAGUUUAAGAAACUAACAUCUACAUCGAGCUAUAAAUCCCAAACUGCAAGAUUUCUGAGUGCCAACCUGCCGUGUAACAAGUUCAAGAACCGCCUGCUCAACAAUUUGCCUUUUGAAUCCACCCGCGUCUCCCUGCAGCCAAUCAGAGGAGUGGAAGGCUCUGACUACAUCAAUGCCAGCUUCAUUGAUGGAUACAGGCACCAGAGAGCAUAUAUUGCCACGCAGGGCCCAUUAGCUGAAACCUCAGAGGACUUGUGGAAAAUGUUGUGGGAACAUAACUCCACCAUCGUGGUCAUGCUCACCAAACUGCACGAAAUGGGACGGGAAAUGUGCCAUCAGUACUGGCCAGCUGAGCAUUCUGCCCGCUAUCAGUAUUUUGUUGUGGAUCCAGUGGCUGAAUACAACAUGCCCCAGUACAUCCUGAGAGAGUUUAAAGUCACAGAUGCCAGGGAUGGCCAGUCACGGACCAUCAGGCAGUUCCAGUUCACAGACUGGCCGGAACAAGGAGUGCCCAAAACUGGGGAGGCUUUUGUCGACUUUAUUGGCCAAGUUCAUAAAACUAAAGAGCAGUUUGGGCAGGAUGGUCCAAUCACUGUGCACUGCAGUGCGGGUGUUGGACGGACCGGUGUGUUCAUCACCAUCAGCAUCAUGCUGGAGCGGAUGAGGCAUGAAGGAGUGGUUGACGUCUUCCAGACUGUGAAGAUUCUUCGAACCCAGAGGCCAGCCAUGGUCCAGACAGAGGACCAGUACCUACUAUGCUACAGGGCUGCUCUGGAGUACCUGGGAAGCUUUGAUAACUAUGCAAUGUAACCUGGC